CGCAAAAGCCGAGAGGAAAAACUGAAUCAACUGUUCGGAUCACCGCCACCGGAUUUCGCCGUAAGCGAACGACCGCAGCAAAAAUCCGUAUUCGUAGCGUACGUUCUGUGGCUUUUCGGCGGUUUCUUCGGGGUGCAUCAUCUGUACCUGCACCAGGAUCGACGGGCGUUCGUGUGGUGGUGUACGCUGGGUGGCUAUUUCGGGGUAGGAUGGCUUUCGGAGAUCUACCAAAUACCGGCUAUGGUGCGGGAUUGCAACGAAGAUCCCCGGUUCGUGGAAGAGUUUCGCGAGAAGAUUCGAACCCACAAGAAGCCGCCGUUCAACACGCCCCGCUUCGUGAUGGCCAUUAUGGUUGGGUUUUUGUUCGGGCAGAUGAUUAUGAUUUCGAUUCCGCAGGAAGUGUUUGCCGGCGUUGAUUGGAGCUUUUUGCAUUGGUUGAUUCCGUUGGGUGUAGCAAUUGGUGUUUGGACGGUGGGUAAUACUGGCCGAGAAAAAGGAGUCUUCUGGCAUAGCUUGGUGGGUGCUUACAUAUCGUAUCCACUGCGAUACUUUGUGCUAGACGAAGCCUAUUGGUUUACCCUGAUGGCAUUUGCUUCGGCGUUCGCAUUUGACAAUUUCUCGAAAGAAUGGAAUUUGGAGGUUCCAAAGCGUGAAAAACUUGUGAAGCGAGCAGCAAUAAUCGUUCCUUGUGUUAUACUGUAUUUAUCCUUAUGGGGAUGUUUCUUCUACUUCAAUGGUACUAUAACUGAUUCGGAAGGCGACGAAGUUCCGGUGCAUGAAGCGAUACACAACUUUAUCAAAUCUCCUUGGUGGACGGAUUUGAAGCAAACCAUUUCUGAUACAAUUCAAUUUGCAAAACAUAACGGAUGGGCAGAGGUUUGGAAACAGAUUAUAGACUCGAUGGACGCCGAUGGAGAGCAAAACGCCUACAAGGUGCUGGGAGUAAGCCCUACGGCUUCUCAAACCGAAAUUACAUCGAUUUGGAGGAAGCUAUCGCGGGAGAACCAUCCGGAUAAGGUGAAAGACGAAGCCCAACGUCGGGCGGCGCAGGAGAAAUUUAUGGAAAUACAGCAAGCCUAUGAGGUGUUGAGUAAGAUUAAAUCAAAAAGACGGCAGCGAAAUAAGAAAUCGAACGAAGAUCUCUAG
Molecule: messenger RNA, 1146 nt
Organism: Sabethes cyaneus
Lineage: Eukaryota; Metazoa; Arthropoda; Insecta; Diptera; Culicidae
Gene: wus
Product: dnaJ homolog subfamily C member 22
Exons: 3
Biological process (GO): endocytosis
Cellular component (GO): early endosome; plasma membrane
Source: RefSeq, a predicted model, not a curated record